This is a messenger RNA of Trachemys scripta elegans, 4254 nucleotides long. It is a transcript of the gene NFE2L3, whose product is annotated as nuclear factor, erythroid 2 like 3. Bases 449 to 2542 code for a protein of 697 amino acids. Gene Ontology annotation, biological process: regulation of transcription by RNA polymerase II. The record is from RefSeq and is a predicted model, not a curated record. The transcript has 5 exons. Gene Ontology annotation, cellular component: nucleus. Gene Ontology annotation, molecular function: DNA-binding transcription factor activity, RNA polymerase II-specific; RNA polymerase II cis-regulatory region sequence-specific DNA binding. NCBI's taxonomy places the organism in Eukaryota, Metazoa, Chordata, Testudines, Emydidae.
GCGGUGGGAGGGGCAAGUCCCGUCCCCCCUUCUGAGCACAUGCUCCCAGGCGCCAAGGGUUGUGGCCCGGCUGAAGCCGGGAGGCUCCACCCCACACUCCGGCUGCCUCUCUCCGCGGCCAGGGCUGGAGGGUGCGAUCCAGGGGCAGGUGGCCCAGCCCAGCUGCCGGUGGCGGCGGGUUGGAGGGUGGCAACAUCCCAGCAGCGGGUGCCCCCGGCCCGCCCCGUCGCACUCGCCGCCCUAGGGAAAGGCCGGUCGCUUCGUGGCUCACUGUGGGAGCCGGAGCGGCAACAGCGCGCUUGGCUCCUUUGUCUGGUUUCUCUUUCCCUUCCCGGCACAGACACACACACGUGCUGCCCCGGCCUCCCCUGGGGGCGCGUCGCGGGCAGCGGGAGCCGGAGCCAGAGCCCGGCUGCUGGCGAGCCGCUGGGGAGCUGCCGGAGCGGAGAUGAAGCCCCUGACUAGGCGCUGCUGCUCCGAGGAGGGGCUGCUGCUGCAGGUCACCCUCCUGCUCAGCCUGGCGGGGCUGCGGCUGGACCUGGAUCUCCUCCGGCGCCGGGCCCCGGACAUUUCCUACGCGGGGAGCAGCCCUCCGCACCCUAAGUGCCCAGAGCGGGACUGGGACCGGCUGCUGCUGCUCCGGGAGGUGCGGGCGCUGGGGGGCCCUUACAUCCCCAGCACCCGCCUGGACACCUGGCUGGUGCACGCCGUGGCCGGCGAGGAGAAUGGGGCGCUCCCCUCCUCGCCUGUCAGUGGCGCCGGCGGAGAUGGCCCCAGCGAAAGCGGUGCCCAGGAUGGCCCCAGCCACUCCCGCUCCGUCCGGGGGAGCAGCCUGCAGCAGCAGGCCCAGGAGGAAGGGGAUGGAGGAGUUGCAGCGGCCCCCCGAGCCGAGCCCAGCCCUGGGGGAAGUGACUGCCCUACCCUAGAGGAUGUAGACUUGGAAACUGGUCAGGAAGCUUUGGAUUACUAUUAUCCGCAUAAAGGAAGUGAACAAUCAGAAUCACAAGAGGGGGAGGAGAAGAUAAAGCAGGUGAAUGAAGAAGAAAAUGAAAAAAAGGCUAAACCUGAGGGGGAAGAGAGAGAAAAUACAGAUUCUAGCACUGAGAGCAACAGAAAUUCCAUAAAUUCCUUUCCCUUCUUGGAGGACUAUUUGCUGCUGCAGUCAUCACAGACAGAAAAUGCACUAGAGAGCAUAAUUGAAAACACCAGCUCUACCUCCCAGUCUACAGCAGGGCUAGUACGUGAUAACUCCAUAGAAGAAAUAUGGCAAGACUUUCUUCUGUCACCUGAGCUACAGGAGAUUUCACUGGGAGAUUCUCAACCUGUUGCUAGUAGUAGUAGAGGCAUGAAUUCAUUAUCCUCUCACUACACUGUAAAUUUGACCCAGGCUAUUAGCCAUGACGUUAGCCUCCGUGAAGCUAUGUUACUGAGAUCAAACCACAGCACUAGGGUAAAUCCAGAAAUAAGGAGUGUACAGAGACAAGAGUCGUUUCUGCAGUUAAAUUCUAGCAUCACAAACCCCGAAUCAUUACUUAAUGGGACUAAUUUGGGGUUAUUUCCAUCUGUUGACAUUAGGAACUUAACAAACCAGGAUCUUCUUUCAGACCUUGAUGAGAACAUAUUUGAUGAGAUAAAUCUAAUGGCAUUAGUAUUGGAAGAAGGUUUUGAUCCUAUACAAGUCUCUCAGCUUUUUGAAGAACUUGACUCAGAUUCUGGACUUUCUUUAAAUUCAAGCCAGAGCACAACCUCUUCAAACAAUUCUGAUUCAUCAUAUGUUCCAACCUGCAAUGAAGGUGCCGUUGGAUACAGUAGCAAUAUAGAAUAUAUUUCCCACAAUGGCUUAGGAGCUGUAGGGGGUCGUUACCUAGAGCAUAAUAAACACUGCCAUAUGGACUAUCAAAGCGAUUCAGACUAUUGUGGGGAAUCCACACUUCAACAUAUUCUUCAUAACCACACUUACAAUCAGUUGCCAAAUGAAUUAGGAUCCACUUCUAAGAAUCAUUCUUCAUCAUCUGGGAAAUCAAACGAAGUAAAGGGCAGGUGCCUCACAGAUAAUCUUAGCCAUGAUGAAUGCUAUGUGAAAGCCUUGAGAAUUCCAUUUUCUGUAGAUGAAAUUGUGAGCAUGCCUACUGAUGUGUUCAACAACAUGUUAUCCAAGUUCUAUCUGACAGAUACUCAAAUAUCACUUAUACGUGACAUAAGGCGAAGAGGAAAAAACAAGGUUGCUGCUCAGAACUGCCGCAAACGUAAACUAGAUGUGAUCCUGAACUUGGAAGAUGAUGUGUGUAAGCUUCAAGCCCAAAAAGAAAGCCUUAAGAAGCAGAAAUCUCAGUGCAAUAAAUCAAUUAGCCUUAUGAAGCAAAAACUAAAUGACCUUUAUUAUGUAAUUUUUAGUAGGUUAAGGGAUGACCAGGGCAGACCUGUUAAUCCAAGCCAGUAUGCUCUUCAUUGCAGUAGUAAUGGCAGGGUUUUGAUAAUACCUAAGAGACUGGUCACAUCAGAACAGAAACAAGAUAACCAAAAAGAACGGAAACAAAAAUAAGUAAUAUUAAGAUCGCUACAUUAUUUAGAACUCAUUGUGCUGACAGUGUGGUGAAGAUAGUGGCAUAAAUGCUGGAGGCCAAGAAUGCUUAUGAACAUGUUAAAAAAGAAAAGAGACCCCAACUGUAAUAUUUUGAGACUUGUGCAUGUGGCCUGCAUCUUUAAUUAUUGGGAUGGUUUUUAUAUAUAAAUAUAGUAAAUUGUCAACACUUAGAAGCUACAGCAGUAAAAAUGUGCUAGUUUGACUGAGCUGGUGAAAUGUAAUUAGUCACUGGAGGAUGCUAGCCCACCAGCAGAAAUAGAAUUUCUACUUAGUGUGGAUUUAUUGCCUUUAAAUGAGUUUGCACACAGUAUUUGCAAAUAAAUAUUUCACUGACAUAAUUGUAUGGAAAAAGGGUUGGAGGGAGCAGACAGGUAUAUAAGUUGUCACACUUGGAACUAGGAGACUUCUCCCUAUUUUGGAGAGAAAUUGAAGGAUCAAUGCAAAAAACAAACAAACAAAAAACCCACAAAAUUGAGAUCAGUUGCAGAUGGAGGGAAAAAACAUUUUCUUCCUAACUACAAAACUCUUGAAAGGUAAAGUGGCCUUAGAUUUUGAUUUAGUCUAUUAAAACUGGCAUAGUUUUUUAAAAGCAGAAGACUUAGAUUUACAAAGGUUUGACUUAAAUUCCAGGUGGUUUUAUGUCUUUAUCAUUUUUAACUUUUUAGGGGUAUAAAUUAUUCUUUUUGUACUAGUUUUCUGAAGAGGUCUUGGAGUAGGGUGACCAGAUGUCCCAAUUUUAUAGGGACAGUCCUGAUUUUUGGGUCUAUUUCAUAUAUAGGCUCCUAUUACCUCCCACCCCGUCCUGAUUUUUCGCACUUGCUGGCUGUCUGGUCACCCUAUCCUGGAGACUAUUCAGACUUUUCCUCUCUCCCACAAAAUAAAGACAGACACACACCCAAACACAAACACACACACACACACACACACACACACACUUAUAGUUGUAGUCUCAAGCAAACUGGCAUUGCUCAUUAAUUUUAUACUUCUUUUGACAUUUUUCCCUCUAAAUACAUAUUGAAGUAAAUUGUAUCUGCUUCAACACUGUUACACUAUAGUCUUAUGCCAGGAUAACACCAUUGACUUUUCUAUGUAAACAUGAAAGAAUGCAGUGGUGAAUCAGACACUUUCUCUGAUUUGUGUGUUUUCAAAUACGUGAAGUACUAUCUACUGUCUUUUUUCAGUCUGGAUAACUUAAUUUUUCUCUUUUAUCCAAAGCAAAAUUACUAGUUUUUCUUACAUUUUUAGGUUGUUUUAAAAUUAAUCUUUUGUAAGCACCUUUAAAAAUUCUGUUUAAAAACAAAUUAAAGUCAAAUUUGCCAAGAGUUCUCAAAUGUGCCAGGUAAAAUCAACUGCAUUAUAUUACUUGCCUUACGAUUGCUUAGAGUGAAGACAUACUAGCUUUAGCUUAGGAUGUGGAUUUAUCUGUGCCAUGAAAUCUGCAAAGGCAUUUACAUCCUUAUUCACAAUAGAUCAUUUUCUCUCUUUUAUACAUAUCCUAAAAUAGGUCUGAAAAGGUAUUAUAAGAAAUAAGUAUGUAGCGAUGAGAUAAGAACUUACACCAAAAAUGUUACCUUUUAAGUAUCAUAAACAUCAGACACAGAAUGUAGUUAUGUGGAUAUCUGGGAUCCUAACACAAAAAUUGGGACAUGGUUUAAAAAAAAAAACAAAAA